This is a messenger RNA of Eutrema salsugineum, 1597 nucleotides long. RefSeq names its product UDP-galactose transporter 1. Gene Ontology annotation, cellular component: Golgi apparatus. The transcript is spliced from 5 exons. Gene Ontology annotation, molecular function: antiporter activity. Bases 317 to 1327 code for a protein of 336 amino acids. The record is from RefSeq and is a predicted model, not a curated record. NCBI's taxonomy places the organism in Eukaryota, Viridiplantae, Streptophyta, Magnoliopsida, Brassicales, Brassicaceae.
CUAUUUUCAUGGCAUAAGAGAGAGAGAAAGAUGGAGAGAGACGUUUGAGAUUGAUGAACAGAAGAGAAUUCGAAACAAAUCACAUGGAAGAAGACCUCACUGCUACCGUUACCUUCUCCACUUUUCACUUUCAUUAGGGUUUUCUCUUCUUCUUCCCUCUUUUCCUCUAUUUAGCUGCGCAGCUUUCGCUCUCUCGGUCUCUCUCUUUCUCACGGAUUCACUUCUAAAAACUCGUUAACUUUUGUGGGUUUUUGUCAUUUUGCGAUCUGAUUCCGAAAUUCGUUGAAUUUCCGGGGGAGAGAUAAGAUUGAGAGAGAUGGAAGAGGGAAGUGUGUUCAGAUCUCUACUAGCGAUUCUUCAGUGGUGGGGUUUCAACGUUACCGUCAUCAUCAUGAACAAAUGGAUCUUCCAGAAACUGGAUUUCAAGUUUCCACUAUCGGUUUCAUGUGUUCACUUCAUAUGUUCGUCGAUUGGAGCAUACAUUGUGAUCAAAGUUCUCAAGCUUAAACCAUUGAUUGUGGUCGAUCCAGAAGAUCGGUGGAGGAGGAUUUUCCCAAUGUCUUUCGUGUUCUGUAUCAACAUAGUGUUGGGAAAUGUCAGCCUUCGGUACAUCCCGGUUUCUUUUAUGCAGACGAUUAAAUCAUUCACUCCAGCAACUACAGUUGUGUUACAGUGGCUGGUAUGGAGGAAAUACUUCGAUUGGCGUAUUUGGGCGUCUCUUGUGCCCAUUGUUGGAGGAAUUCUUCUGACAUCUAUCACAGAACUUAGUUUUAACAUGUUUGGAUUCUGUGCUGCCCUGUUUGGAUGUUUAGCUACCUCCACAAAGACCAUUCUAGCCGAAUCUCUUCUUCAUGGUUACAAAUUUGACAGCAUAAACACAGUAUACUACAUGGCGCCUUUCGCCACCAUGAUUCUGGGGAUACCGGCAUUAUUACUGGAAGGCAACGGAAUUCUGAGCUGGUUUGAAGCACACCCGUCUCCAUGGUCAGCUCUCAUCAUAAUAUUCAGUUCUGGUGUGUUAGCCUUCUGUCUCAACUUCUCCAUCUUCUAUGUCAUUCACUCCACAACCGCAGUCACAUUCAACGUAGCUGGAAACCUUAAGGUUGCGGUGGCUGUAUUGGUGUCAUGGUUGAUAUUCCGUAACCCAAUAUCGUAUAUGAAUGCUGUUGGAUGCGGAAUUACGCUUUUGGGCUGCACGUUUUAUGGAUACGUGAGGCAUAUGCUUUCGCAGCAAACGCCUGGAACUCCUAGGACUCCUCGUACCCCAAGAAACAAGAUGGAACUACUCCCUCUCGUUAAUAACGAUAAACUCGAAGGCAAAGUCUGAACUUAAUUCAGUAUUCACUGGUGCAAGCUGCUGCUGCAGAAGAGAAGCAUUCACACAAGAGGCGUUGAAUUUUUACUAAAUAUGCAGUUUACUCGAAAACCUUAAUAGAGAAAAAGUAACAUUUUGUUUUUUUUUCGUCUUGUUUUUGGGUCUCAUAGAAGAGAUAAUGGUUCCUACUAUUUAUAUCUCUGUGAUAUGUAGAAUCUUUAAUUUAUCGAAUACAUUUUCAAAACCGGAAGGAGAGAACUACAACAACUGCUGCUUUCUGAA